Zootermopsis nevadensis is the source of this 1863-nucleotide messenger RNA. RefSeq names its product exosome component 1 Csl4 (gene Csl4). Gene Ontology annotation, molecular function: RNA binding. Gene Ontology annotation, cellular component: cytoplasm; nuclear exosome (RNase complex). Lineage: Eukaryota; Metazoa; Arthropoda; Insecta; Blattodea; Termopsidae. Gene Ontology annotation, biological process: RNA processing. The record is from RefSeq and is a predicted model, not a curated record.
GCACCAUUGCUGUCAGAGAAUACAUUGUUUGCAAUAGCGUAUGGUCGUUAUGUAGGAUAAAAUAGUUUCUUUAGGUUAUAGUUUGAAGUAUUGUAUAUCACUAGAAUUAGAAUGGAGAACACAGAUUUCGUGUGUAUACCCGGUCAGAGGUUAUAUCUGGCUGACAAGCAACAUAUCUCUGGUUGCGGUACAUAUGAGAGGAAUGGAUAUAUAUAUUCGACACUUGCUGGUGUUGUGAACGUCGUAAAGGAGGAAAGGUCUUCCAUAAUCGAAGUGCACAGCACCAAAGAACAGGGAAUUAUCCCGGCUCCAGGUGAUAUAGUGACGGCCAAGGUGACUAUAGUGACCCAGAGGUUCUGCAAAUGUGUCAUUAAAUGUAUUGGUGACACGGUUCUGACACGACCUUACCGAGCUGUCGUACUCAAAGAAGAUGUUCGUGCAACAGAGAAAAACAAUGUGGAGAUGAUAAAAAGCUUCAGACCAGGCGAUAUUAUAUUGGCCAGGGUCCUUCCAGUCACUGAAGUGCACACGUAUCACUUAUCAACAGCAGAGAAUGAGCUUGGUGUUGUGAUGGCGUACAGCGACUCAGGUUCUGCGAUGGUUCCUGUGAGCUGGAUGGAGAUGCAAUGCCCGAAAACCUUCAUCAAGGAACCUCGGAAGGUUGCAAAGGUUGUCCCAGAAGGAUUUUAAGUUCAUUAAGGUGGCAUCUUCAAAGGAAAAGCAUUUUAUGUACAAACAGUUGACAUUCCUUAAUAGAAGCUUUUUUUUCCUUUCUAUUCAUUAAAGAUUGUAUUCAGAAAUCCUUGUUAAGAGGUACAGAUGCAAAGCCUUGUAUCCUUUUCUGUGUUUAUUCCAUAGUCCAUGUUCUAUGCUUUUAUUUGAUUGUGUAGUGUCGCUAUCUGCAUAGCAACACAUUUCAUAGAAAUUGUGUCCAACUGUUGAUGAACACCUUCCAUGCUGAACUAGGUUCCGUGAGAUUUGCACCAGUUGCAAGAUCCGUAGAACUAAUUAAGCAGUUCCAUGGCACAAAGUAGAUAAUAGUCACUCAGCUAGUCAAAAAAGAUCUCUGCAUUUCUUAGAACCUGAAGCCUUAUUACUGUGUUCAAAUAAGCCUGCUGUGUGAACCUGUCCUGAGCCAGAUGAGUCCAGUCCACUUUUUUUUUUUUCAGAUUGUAUUUUUUUAAUAUCCAUUCUGACCUAUGCAUACUCGUAAGUCUCCUGACUGAUCUCCCACCUAAUUUUCUUCCUGUAAAAUUUGUAUGCAUGCUACAUGCCCUUUGGUCUCAUGUUUCUUGAUUUCAUAACCAUAAUAAUAUUUGAUGGAAAUUACAGAUAUAAAAGCUCCUCAUUGUACAAUUUUCCUGUAGGCCCAUAGUCUGUCAACACCUGUUCUUAAACAUCCUCCAUUCAUGUUCUUCACUUGGACUAAAGGACAGGCAUUCUGUUGGAUAAACAUUUUAAGUGCAAGGAUUGUAGGAUUAGAAAUCUACAGUAAAUCAGGCUUUUUGAUUGGAACUCCUCCUUUUAGAUACAAUUGGAAAUGUUUCAUAUCCUUUUGGUAUCAUUUAAUAUUUUUAUCUUAUUUAUGCUAAGAAUAUUCUGAUGAAUGAGUAAUUUUGUAUUAUCAGCUUUCCACAUCUUUGGCAUAAUGGCUUGUUUUCAUCUUAUGCCAGUAUAUGUAGGGCCUCAAGAGGACUUUGUCCAUGUUAACAAAGAAUUUUAAAUUACAAUAUUGAAUGGGAAUUUGAUGACCAUGGUUUUUGUCGUUCUGUAAUUUUCCUUGAAUUGUGAGUCUGAUUGUGUGUGUACUUCAUUUUGUUCAAAUAUAUUUUAUGGUCCAUCUGUUUCCUAAAAGGAAUUUAA